UCUGUGACACAGAGGGAUGGAGCUGUCCCAUUGCACGAUGGGCUCCAUCCCAGCUUGCACCCUUCUGUGCUUUAUUAGUAUAGCAGCAGCCAACAUAUUUGAGUACCAGACAGAUUCUCAGCCAUUGCGUCCCUGUGAACUUCAGAGGGAAAGGGCUUUUACAGGAGGAGAAACUUACAUUCCUCAGUGCUCAGAAGAUGGCCAGUUCAGGGCUGUUCAGUGCAGCAGGAAUGGUCUUUCCUGUUGGUGUGUAGAUGAGAAUGGCAUCGAAGUACCUGGCAGCAAACAGAAUGGAUAUCCUAUAUCUUGCUUAUCCUUCUGCCAGCUGCAAAAACAAAGAAUCUUGGUGAGUGGCUACAUCAACAGCAGUAGUAUCUCCUACAUCCCUCAGUGCCUGGACUCAGGGGCAUUUGAUGUGGUGCAGUGUGAUGUGGAGCUGGAUCAGUGCUGGUGUGUAGACCAAGAAGGAAUGGAGAUUGAUGGCACCAGGCAGAGAGGAAAGCCAACACAAUGUCCAGGGACCUGUGAGAUCCGAGACCGCCGCAUUCUGCAUGGGGUUGGGGAAAAGAGCCCCCCACAGUGCUCAGAAGAUGGAGAGUUUCUGCCUGUCCAAUGCAAGUUUGUCAACACGACAGACAUGAUGGUUUUCGAUCUCAUUCAUAAUUAUAACAGGCUCCCAGAGGCUUUCCAAACCUUCAGCUCCUUCCGGGAGACAUUCCCAGAGGUCUCUGGGUAUUGCUACUGUGUGGACAGCCUGGGGAGAGAGCUCGCAGACACCGGCCUGGAGUUGCUGCUUGAUGAAGUUUAUGACACUAUUUUUUCUGCACUGGAGCCUGCCCGUACGUUCACAGAGACCAGCGUGUAUCGGAUCCUGCAGCGGCGCUUCCUGGGAGUCCAGCUGGCCACCUCUGGCCGCUUCAGAUGCCCUUCAAAAUGUGAGGUUGAACAUUAUGCAGCCCAGCGCUACCAGCAUGCCUACAUCCCAUCAUGUGACUCUGAUGGGGGAUACACAGCAAUGCAGUGCCAGCAGGGAGGACAGUGCUGGUGCGUGGACACCAAAGGGCAGGAGGUCCAGGGCACGAAGAGACGAGGACAGCCCCCAGCUUGUGGUGAAGAACAAACGUGCAUCUCUGAGAGGCAGCGGGCCUUGUCAAGGAUCUUUUAUGGCCCUGCUGGGUACUUCAGCCAGUCCAAUUUAUUUUCCACACCAGAUGUACAGUCAGAGAAAAGAGCUGGCUUCUCAAGACCCUGCCCUCCCUCCUUCAAAGAGCUGUUUCUGGAUUCUGGAUUGUCAUCUCCAAUCAUGCAAAGUCCAUAUGCCAGCCAGAUUCCUGGGCUAGAAUCCAUCCUUAGUGAAGCCAUCUCAGGAAUGUUCCCAUCGAGGGAACUGGCUCAAGUGGCAUUGCAAUUUACUGCCAAUCCAAAACGCUUCCAAGAAAAUCUCUUUGGAGGAAAGUUCUUGAAGAAUAUGAUCCAGUUUAACUUCACUGGGGCACUUGGCACUAGUGGCAAAUACAGCAUCGGGCAGUUUUUCACAGAGGAAGAUGCAACCGAGAGGAAUAGUAGCCAAGGCCUUCUGCAAUCAGCUGUGGCCUUUCCAUUGGAAAUAUCAAAGGGGAGCUCAAUUUUGAGUCAAGCUCUUGUAGGCAGCUUUGGCCGAACAGUAACUCUUCAGGACAAUCAGAAUAUGAUUAAAUUCCUUUCCUCUGUCCUGGAACUUCCAGAGUUCUUUACUUUCCUUCAACAAGUGAUUUCUGUUCCCAAAAGCAUUGCUGAAGAUUUGGGUGAAGUGGUGAAAUUAGCACUGGGAUCCAAAGACUGUGGUGAAGAGCCAAGGGACCUGUUUGUUCCAAGGUGCACCAAGGAGGGGAGGUAUGAGGAAGUUCAGUGCUAUGCAGGAGAGUGCUGGUGCUUGAACACUUCAGGUAAAGAAGUACCAGGCUCAAGAAUUCAAGGUGAACGUCCACGGUGUCCCUCUGAUUGUGAGAAGCAAAGGAGAAACUUGCAGAACUUGAAACAAAGCCUGUCUGCAGGGUCAGAUCUUUUUAUUCCCUCUUGUACCAAGAACGGAGACUUUCUGCCACUUCAGUGUUAUGGGACAAAUUGCUUCUGUGUUGAUUUGAAUGGAAAGACUAUUCCAGGAAUAAGAGGAAAUAUUGCAAAACCCAUAAAAUGCCCCAGUGCUUGUCAAAUCACAGCUGGACAGGAGUUUCUAAAGACUCUGAAGCUCCUGUUGUCAGACCCAAGUUCUCUGACUCAACUCUCCAGCAUUUACCUACCCCAGUGUGAUACUGAUGGUGCCUGGAAGCAAGUGCAGUGCAGUGGUCCUCCUGAGCAAGCUUUUGAGUGGUACGAAAGGUGGAUUACAGAGAACAACGAAGGCAAAACUCUGCCCAUAGCCAGUCUAUUGAACAUCCUAAUUGGAUAUAAAAAUGCAUCUUCCAAAGGUUAUUCAGGUUUUAUUGAAACUUUGUAUGAGACUGGGCACCAGAAUGUCUUUCCAGCUUUCACCACAUACUCAUCCUUUGCUGAUCUUCCACCUGAAGUGCUGGAGGGAAAUGUGACCUCUGUAUCUGAGAACAUUUUAUUGGAUCCGUACACAUUCUGGCAGCUUCUGAAUGAGCAGUUUACCUAUUACCCAGGAGCCUACACUGAUUUCAGUGCUCCAUUAAGCCAUUUUGACCUUCGUGAUUGUUGGUGUGUUAACAGCAAUGGGGAAGAACUGCAAGGAACAAGGGCAGAAGUGAACCAGGUACCGACAUGUCCUGGUAUAUGUCAAAGUAUUCAGCAAGAAGCUGUGAAAUUUAUAGAGGAGACAGAGCAACUCAUCCGAGCCUCGAACACUUCCCACUUCCCUUUUGGAGAGAGCUUCUUGAUGGCAAAGGGAAUACAGCUCAUGGACAGUGACCUCCUACGUUCUACUCGGCCCUAUGAAUCAGAGAUGAUGGUCUCUGAGAAGUUGUUAUCGGGCAGUGACUAUGCUCUCCAGCUGGCUGCACAAUCAGUCUUGCAUUUCUACUGGCAGAAUCACUUUACAUCAAAAGGUUUUGCUGGAGAAGCUACGCAGCUAGGAUUUCAUCCCUACAUCCCACAGUGUGAUGGCCUGGGAAACUGGGAGCCAACUCAGUGCUAUGAGAGCACAGGUCAUUGCUGGUGUGUGGAUGAAAGAGGACGUUAUGUUACGGAUUCCUUGGUUUCACGCUCAGCAGAACGUCCCAAAUGUCAGACGUCAUGUCAGAGAUCUCAAGCCAAUGCCUUAAUCUCCAGCUGGAGACAGAGUGGCUCAAAGCUGGAUGCCUCUGCAACAGAUCUGUUUGUCCCCUACUGCCUUGAGACAGGAGAAUAUGCCGUGCUACAGAGAUCUUAUACAAAUACUUGGUGUGUAGAUCCUGGGUCAGGAGAAGUAUUUCAGCCUGGCACCAAAGAUUCAGAUGGCAAUCCUGAGUGUCCUAGUUUCUGUAAUAUGUUGGAGUUGAAAACUAGUUUACGAGAAGCUGGGAAGGGUUACAUUCCAAAAUGUGAAGAGGCCAGUGGGAUAUUCUCACCUGUGCAGUGCACCCAGGAUGAAGAAAGCUGCUGGUGUGUAUUUGACAAUGGAGAAGAGGUACCUGGGACACGAGUAAGCGGAGGAAGACCUGCAUGUGAAAGUCCCCAGUGUGCUGUGCCAUUUGGUACCUCUUCUAUCCUCAAUGGAGCUGUGUUCUGUGAUGAUUCUGGGCAAAUGUUGGGCGUUCAGCAAUGCCGACUGGUGUGCCGCCAAGGCUACAACAGCGCUGCUUCCAACACGCUGUUCCAGUGCGAUGUGCAGAAACAUCUAUGGAUCUCAGCUGCCCCACUCUACCACGCCUGCCAGAAGCUCCAAUUAUUUCAGACAGUCCAAGCUCAAACACACUUCCAGCUCCUGCUACCUCCUCAGAAGACCUGUAGUUCUGACUACUCUGGAUUACUUCAGGCAUUCCAGAUAUUUAUUUUAGAUGAAUUGAAGGCUCGUGGUUUUUGUCACCUCCAGGUAAAUGCUUUUGGAAACACUGGCUCAGUUUCUGUCUGUGACGAUUCCUCUGUCUACGUUGAAUGCCUGAGUGUGGAUCGCCUGGGGGUGAAUGUCACAUGGAGGGCUCUGCUGGAAAACAUCCCAGCAGCUUCUCUCCCUGACUUACACGAUAUUGAAAAUGCACUUGUUGGAGAAAAACUCAUUGGAGCAUUUAUUAAAGAGAUUGAGGAUGGUCGUUUUCUGCUAUAUUUAGACUCCAAGCAAUUUCCAGCAGAUUUGUUCAUUGAUUUUCCCCAAGAUGAAGAGUUUGAUUUGUCUCCAAGAGUGCAGCUGGGAUGUAGAAGCGGGUUUCGAAGAAUUUCAUCUCCUGGGAAAAUCGUCCCAAAUGCACAAGGAUGUGUCUACUUCCCUGGAAUGGGCUGUCUUUCUGUCAACAUCCUGUUCAGGGCUGCCAAGCCUACCUCUUCACAGGAUCCCUGUGUAUCACCAAAAACCCUCUGCCUUAACAGCACUGCUCGUAUUUCCAUUUGUAUCAACCAUCCUACAGAGCAACCCUCAUUGUUCUUGUUGACCCAAAAGUCUACCAGCAUGAUAAAUAUACAAUCAUUCACGGGUGUGCAAAUGCCUGAAAUGGUUGGAUUCCAUAAGAAUAAUGAUGUUGUUCUGUUUGCAGUUGUUUGUCCUCCAGGCACUAAUUUCCAGAAUGGUGAAUGUAUUCCCUGCCCUCUUGGCUACUAUCAGUAUCAGACAGGACGUUUAUUUUGCAUCAAGUGUCCUGUGGGCAAAACUACCAGCUCUUAUGGGGCAUUCAGUGCUGAUGACUGUAUUACUUACUGUCAAGGCAAUGAGCAGGGUUUGCAGUGUGAUGAGGAUGGCCAGUAUAGGCCUUCCCAACAAGACCCUGAUACUAAAAAAUCCUUCUGCGUUGAUGACUUUGGAGCAUCUCUUGAUUGGACUGAAACAGAUGAUCUCCUUACAGACGAUGAGUGCUUAGGUAAGUACCAGAAUGAUAUUUGGACAUGUUUUUAUCCAAUUGCUCAGAAAAUUCGAGAGAGUUCCUGCCUCUACAUUCGUUUAUGGGUGCAAGGUGCUCUGGGGAAUCCUGCUGCCACUAGCAUUGGUCAUCUCAGCUGCUUGCUUUAUAUCAGGAAUCCAGAGGGAGAUGCUGUGAUGGUCUAUUUGAAGAAAGCACAAGAAUUUAACUCAUCUGGACUCAAGACCUUUGAAAGGACCAGUUUUCAGAAUGUGCUUUCUGGUGUGUAUCGUUCCAUGGCUCUCUCAGCAGCUAGCACAUCUCUGACGGAUGCUCAGCUCUUCUGCAGACAGACUUGCAGCAGGGACUCUUGCUGUGAUGGCUUCAUCUUGAGUCAGACUGCACUUGAUGGAGGUACCAUCUUGUGUAGCUUGAUGACAUCCCCAGAUGUGCUGAUCUGCAAUGCAAAUGGUUGGAGUCCAACACAAACAUCAGUCAUAAAUGAAAUAUGCAGAGGUCUGAGCUAUGACAAAGGAGAGAAGAUCUUCUCCUUCACCCUGGGGGGACAAGUGUUCAGUGGAAGUAUGUCAAUGAUGUCUAAGCUGUCAGAAGAGGCAGAAAGAAAUUUCACCACUUUUCAGCAAGUGUUUCUGGGGAGAGGCUCUGAUAUGGUCACCCGACCUGAAAUCUCUGAGUGUGAUUCUACUGCUUUGAAGACAGAGGACAAUAUCAUGUUAUCAGAUUCCACAAAGGAUCUUUUCUACUUAAUGGAUAACAGCCAGAUACGAAGCGACCCAAACUCCUCUAUCCCUUACCAGCAGUACUGGGUCUUCAGGCAGAAGUACUCAGCGGAAGAAGCUAUGCUUUGGUGUCUCACACGCUGUGCACAGGAAGACGAGUUUUGUCAAAUGGCAGAUCUCCAAAAUACUGCAGACACAUACUUUGUGUGUACCCUGUAUCCAGAGGCACAGAUUUGUGAUGGUAACAUUGAACAAAUACUGGAAAACUGUCGUACUGAACUACCCUGGCAGCCACAGGCAUUGUACCGUAAAAUAGUCACUCUGAGAAGUACUGUGAAGAGCUUCUACACACGUGUACCAUUCCAGAAAGCAACAGGGAUCUCAGUGAGAAAUGUGACUGACAUGAGCAGAAAAGCAGUUUCAAAUGGCUUUUUCGAGUGUGAGCGUUGGUGUGAUGCUGACCCCUGUUGCACAGGAUUUGGAUUUUUAAAUGUCACCCAGACGUCAGGAGGAAAAAUCAUGUGCCUGACUCUGAACAGCCUAGGAAUUCAGACAUGUGCUGAGGAAUCAAGAAGUGCUUGGCAAAUUUCAAAUUGUAGUUUGCCAGGCACUGAAGUCAGAAUACAUCCAUUUGGCUGGUAUCAGAAGCCUGAUGAGCGACUUCAAAGAUUUGGGUUUGUUACAGAAUUUAAAAUUCAUUUUUUGGCUGGUUUGGUAAAGAAAGUGUCAAGACCAAAUUCCAAGAGGAAAUGCUAUAGUACUGAUUUUAUUUUGUGUUUUCUACUUUCAGCUGAUUUGACGAACACUGUGCCUAACCUGUGUCCACCUGUUAGUUUGCCUUUCAGGCCAGAAAGUGAGUAUUUGGAUACAUGGCAACCCUUAAAUGUGUCCUCUGUUCUUGUGGAUUCAACCAUCUCAAACUUUGAAGCUGUGCAUGUUAGCAGGGAAAUAUCCAAUGGCUUUGCCACUGCAAAAGACUAUUGUCUAUCUGCAUGUUCAAGGAACCAGACGUGUGCAGUAGUUACACUGGAAAUCCAGGCUUCAGCAAUAAGAUGCCUUUUUUACCCCGAUACACAGAUAUGCUCAUAUGGUCUAGAAGGGCACAGCUGUCAGGUUCUACUCAAAGAACCAGCUACAUACAUCUACAGGAGACAAGGUGAGAGCUUACUGCCUAUUUCUGAAUCAGAUUUUGCCCCAUCUGUGUACAUUCCAUCCCAUGGUGAUUUGAUUGGCAAACCCCAGGCAGUACGGAUCGGCACAGAGUGGAAAAAUAUCAGCCAGUUCCUUGGGAUUCCCUAUGCUGCACCUCCUCUUGCAGAGAGGCGAUUUAAUCCUCCAGAACCAUUUGCUUGGGAGAAAACCUGGAAUGCUACUGUGGCUCGGUCAACUUGUUGGCAGCCAGGAGACAGAGAGACCUCAUCAUACUCUGUCAGUGAAGAUUGCUUAUAUCUGAAUGUCUUUGUUCCUGUCACUGCAGUCAAAAACAUGUCAGUGUUGCUGUUCUUCCACAAUGGAGGGAGUGGUAAUGCUGAGGCAGGAAAGACCAUCAUAGAUGGCUCAUACCUGGCUGCAAUCAGUAACACAAUUAUUGUAACAGCAAACUACAGGGUUGGUGUUUUUGGCUUCCUCAGUGUUGGCUCUUCUGAGGCAAGUGGAAAUGCAGGCCUUUUGGAUCAGCUGGCAGCUCUGAAGUGGGUGCAGCAGAACAUUGGUAGCUUUGGGGGAGAUCCGAGCCGGGUGUCUGUAGGAGCUGAUCGUGGUGGUGCGGACAUUGCUAGCAUUCACCUGCUGACAGAGGCAAUCAAUACGGGUCUGUUCAGGAGGAUGUUAUUGAUGGGAGGUUCAGCCUUUUCUCCAGCAUCCAUCAUCACAAAGAGGAGAGCUCAAGCCCAAGCAGCAGUCCUGGCUGAUGAUGUGGGAUGCCCCUCAUCCACCAGUGAGGAAAUUGUAGCCUGCCUCCGCCAGUUGCCUGCUCGUGUCCUCAAUGAUGCACAGACUAAGCUCCUAGCGAUAAGUGGCCCAUUCCAGUACUGGGGUCCAGUGGUAGAUGAAGUUUACCUUCAGGAACCUUUAGCUAAAGCCCUGCAGCGCCCUCAACUUCAGAAAGUAGAUCUGCUCAUUGGAAGUGCUCAGCAAGAUGGAUUGAUCAGCAGAACUAAGGCAAUUAAGAAAUUUGAAGAAAGUCAAGGAAGAACCAACAGCAAAACAGCCUUUUAUCAAGCUCUGCAAAAUUCUCUUGGAGGAGAAGACUCCAACUUGUUCAUUGAAGAUGCAGCUACAUGGUAUUACUCCCUUGAACAUUCGACUGAUGAUUAUUCAUCAUUUUCCAGGGCUUUGGAAAAUGCCACCCGUGACCAGUUUAUCACAUGUCCCAUCAUAAGCAUGGCCAAUCACUGGGCUGCUAACUCCAGAGGAAAUGUCUUCAUGUACCACGUGCCGGCAAGCUCUUCAGAGAGCAGUUCAGGUCUGGAGCUCUUGCUGGAUGUUCAAUAUGCAUUUGGACUGCCAUUCUAUCCCAAGUAUGAAGAACAAUUUACUCUGGAAGAAAAGAGCCUUUCCUUACAAAUUAUGCAGUAUAUCUCCAAUUUUGUGAACUCUGGAAAUCCAAAUUAUCCUCAUAGUUUCUCAAGAAAAAUGUCACGGUUGCUGCCACCCUGGCCAAUGUUUCUGCCAAAUGAUGAUGGAGAUAACUACAAAGAAUUCACCAUUUCAAUGCCUACUCUUAAAGGACUGAAAAAAGCAGACUGUUCCUUUUGGUCUGAUUAUAUUAGAAGACUGAAAGCAUCCACAGGAAGUGAACGUAAUGGAGAGCAAUCUACAGAAUUCAACUCUACUGAAGCUCCUAGCAAAGAACUUGCCUCCAGUGAGAGCCAGCCAGUGGGAGACAAGGUGGCCUACAGCAGAUAGAAUGUGCUGUUAGAUGGGUUUGCCACAUAGCUGUGCACCCAUGCAACUGAGUCGCACCAGAUAAAACAGCUGCUUCCUUUAGCUAACCUUCUAAACAACUAAAGUAGAUGGUUCAGAAAACUUUUGAAUAUAGCACAAAAUAAGCCCAACAGCUAUUAUUCAGAAGAAACUGUAAUUUGAAAAAUGAAAUAUCAAUAAAAACUGCAAAAAUGAAACAAAAGUACUUGGACUUAUUUCUUGCGACCCAAACG
Phasianus colchicus (ring-necked pheasant) is the source of this 8862-nucleotide messenger RNA. The record is from RefSeq and is a predicted model, not a curated record. NCBI's taxonomy places the organism in Eukaryota, Metazoa, Chordata, Aves, Galliformes, Phasianidae.